Messenger RNA from Radiomyces spectabilis, 1038 nucleotides. RefSeq lists its product as uncharacterized. Lineage: Eukaryota; Fungi; Mucoromycota; Mucoromycetes; Mucorales; Radiomycetaceae. The record is from RefSeq and is a predicted model, not a curated record. The transcript has 6 exons. The coding region runs from base 1 to 1038 and encodes 345 amino acids.
AUGGCAACCCUGGAAGAAUUGAUUAUCUUGCAGCACAGCACAUACAAAGAACUAAAGACUUGUCUGGAACCCGAGAAAAAAGCCGGUACCGUAUAUCAACAACUUGAAGCGAAAUGUGCCGAACACAAUGAAAUUGUCUGUAAUCAACAAAAAGUCACCUCUCAACUCAAGGCAGCAGCGAAACGCGAGUACUUACAAUUGCAGAGUCAGAACAAUGGCGUCUUCAAGUUUGUCUUCAGCUCACAUAACGUUAAACUGGACGAACAAAGAGAAAAAUAUCGGAGAGCAUUUCAAGCCGAGCAAGAUGCCGUUGUCAAGUUAGAAAUCAUGCAGGCAGAAAAAGAAAAAAUACGUAAACAGACUCUGGCGGCUAAAGAAGAAUAUCAGCGUUACAAGGAUCAGCAUUUGCAACUGGAUCGAUUUAUAAAAGACAUUUUCCAAGAAGCAACCGAUGUUGAAAAUUAUCCCGAGCUGACUGCACUUGAAAAAAAGCUUGAACAAGAAAAUCAGGCCGAAUCAAGGUCACUGGAGAAAGCAAUUAAAGCGUUAACUUCAGCCAUCGUCCCACCAAGCCCCUUCGACGGGUUCAGCAAUAGUCCUACCCAUGCAAUCACACUGAUUCCUGCGAGCCUUGAACCCUUUGUUCUAGGAGCCAAACAUCAGGUGAAGCGUGCGGUCCGUUCCUUACAACAGCAAAGGGUGACCGAAUGCUCUACUCUGGAAAGUUUAUUAAAUUCGAUGGUGUUACGAAAAGAUGGGGUUCUCGAAGAUCAGCAUGCACAAAUUAAGUCCUGGGAAUCCCAGAUCCGAAGAAUUAUACAAGAGAUGCAAAUCAGUCUGUUGCCUACACUGACCCUGCAAGUGGAUUCUCUUCAAUGGCAGAUCAAGAAGCAUGAGACUACUAUUAUGACCUUGAAAGACGAUGUUUCACUCAAAAAGCAGCUAAUUCUUGACAACAUCCUGUCAGAUAUGCCAGUGUACGAUCCUACCGGCGCACCUCCGGCCUACACGGAUGAACCUACCGCAGCUGCUCCAUGA